Molecule: messenger RNA, 3201 nt
Organism: Colletotrichum truncatum
Lineage: Eukaryota; Fungi; Ascomycota; Sordariomycetes; Glomerellales; Glomerellaceae
Product: ankyrin repeat protein
Biological process (GO): nucleoside metabolic process
Molecular function (GO): catalytic activity; protein binding
Source: RefSeq, a predicted model, not a curated record
AUGUCCGACACAUCGAGCACAGUAGGACGGAGGGAAGAGACGGAGUUCGGCAAUGACUCUAGGGACGUUCGCAUGGUGAACCCCAGCAUGUUGCGCCACGACGCGUACUCGGUGGGCUGGGUGUGUGCUCUUCCAAAAGAACAAACCGCGGCAAUAUCGAUGCUUGACGAGCGCCAUCCAGAUAUGCCCAAUAUGAAGCCACCAAACGACACCAAUGCUUAUACUCUCGGAUCCAUCGGCAAGCACAACAUUGUAAUUGCCUGUCUGCCCAAAGGCCAGAUCGGCACCGUGUCAGCGGCAACUGUGGCUUCAAAGAUGGUGACCACUUUCCCUUCCAUCAAAGUCGGUCUCAUGGUUGGGAUUGGUGGUGGCAUUCCGUCAAAGGUCAGAUUGGGAGAUGUUGUUGUCAGCACACCGUCGGGGACACAUCCAGGAGUCGUCCAGUGGGACAUGGGUAAGACAAGAGACGGUGGUAGAUUUGAACGUACAGGGGCCUUGAACAACCCUCCAACUUUCUUGCUUACCGCCCUCACCAGGCUGGAAUGCGACCACGAUAUGAUUGGCUCCAAGAUUCCAGAAUAUUUGGAUGAUCUCGAGCGAAACUGGCCUAGGCUCGCGCCGAAAUAUUUACGGUCAGAUUCUCUACGCGAUGUUGUGUUCAAAGCAGAUUGUAGCCAUAUGGAUCGAGACGAAACCCAAGAGAGCGUCGGCUCUGAGGACGACGAUGAACCUGAAAAUUGUCGGUAUUGCGACAAGACGAAAGCCAAGGAGCGCAAGCCUAAGGAAACGGGUGUCCACUACGGGCUUGUUGCGUCUGGGAAUCAAGUCAUUAAAGAUGGCAUAUUCAGAGACAAGCUCAACAAGGACCUCGGCGGCAACGUUCUUUGUAUCGAGAUGGAGGCGGCCGGGCUCAUGGCAAACUUUCCGUGUCUAGUCAUCCGAGGAAUCUGUGAUUACGCCGACUCACACAAGAACAAAGACUGGCAAGAGCAUGCUGCUGCAGUCGCUGCUGCAUUUGCGAAAGAGUUACUGGGAUAUGUCGAGCCAGAAGUGAUUCGAGAGGAGCGUUCGGUAAAGGAAAAGCUCGAAGAUAUUCAUGAUAUCGUUACAACAACUGAGUCAAAGGUAGAACGUUUGGGACGACAUAUGACCAAAAAACAAGAUGUUGAAGUCCUUGAAUGGCUUACACCUUACGAUUAUGGACCUCAGCAAAGCGAUUUCCUUGCCAGGCAUCAACCGGGAACUGGCCAGUGGUUCCUUGGGUCCAAUGUGUUUCAAACCUGGAUGCAAUCCAAAGGAACGACAUUAUUUUGCCCCGGUAUUCCUGGAUCCGGCAAAACGAUCAUUACCUCUGUUGUUAUCGACCGUCUUAGCCAAGAAUUUCAUGAAGACAAGACAGUCGGCAUUGCGUACAUUUUUUGCAACUACCUUCGACAUGGCCAGCAGAGCCUGCAAGAUUUACUGGCAAGUUUACUCAAGCAGCUCUCUCAGAGCCUAGAAGAUCUUCCGCAGGGCGUGAAGGCUCUUUACGACUGUCACGCCGGGGCACGAACAAGACCUUCCUCUGCCGAGUUGGCGGAGGCUUUACUCACUAUUUCAACCUUGUAUUCGAAACUUUUUAUCAUAGUCGACGCUCUUGACGAAUGCCAAUCAGCUGGAGAUUGCAGAUCAUCUUUUUUGGUGUACUUAUCCAGGGUCCAAGUUCUGGUAGGGGCAAACAUCAUGUGCACAUCACGCCAUAUUCCUGAAAUUGAAGAACAGUUUAGGGGCUGCUUUAAACUGGAAAUCAAGGCGUCAGAUGACGACGUCUACAAAUAUGUUGACAACCACUUGUCAAAGGCCCUUCAGUCCAUUCCAGAGACCCCUGAUCUGCAAGAUGCCAUCAAGUCGAAGAUAAUGAGACUAGCAGAUGGGAUGUUUCUUCUAGCAAAGCUAUACCUGGAUUCACUUAGAGACAAGACAUCAGCAACUGAAGUCCGUCAAGCGCUAGCGGACAUCGAACACCAGAGUAACAAGCAUGCGACAGACAACGACAAGAGAAACGUGCUUUAUCAGACAUACGACCAAGCCAUGGAUAGGAUUAACAACCACUUGCCCGGUUUCAGAAACCUCGGUAUGAAGACACUAGCCUGGAUCGUACAUGCAGAGAGGCCACUUACUACAUCGGAGCUUCAGCACGCCCUCGCCGUGAAUGAAGGCGAUGUAAAGCUGGACCGCGAAAACAUACGAAAGGUUGAAGUUGUCUUGUCAGUUUGCGCAGGCUUGGUGACGGUAGACGAAAACAGCGACGUGGUGCGGCUGGCGCAUUUCACCACGCAAGAGUACUUCAGGUCCACCCAGACUCAAUAUUUUCCAAACGCACAAAGUUACAUAUCGACGGCAUGCGUCACAUAUCUCUCAUUCCACGGGUACACGUACCCGCGCCGGUUCGAUGGGAAGCUUCCACCCGAACUGGAACCCCUCUCACUAUUCAGCUACGCGGCGGAAAACUGGGGGCAUCACGCUCGCAAAUGUGCAGCCGCGGUACAGAGCGUCGUCGACUUCCUGACCGACGACAUCAGCGUCGGCGUUGCAUCCAGCUUGUUGUGUAAUUACGCCCAAUUAUCUCCCGACAGACACUGGAGGGGUCUGCACGCGGCUGCGUUUUUCAAUCUUCGAGAAAUCUCAGACGCGCUGAUCCAACGCGGAUUCGACGUGAACUCUGCCACCAGGGAAUUGAAACUGACGCCUUUGAUGAUUGCUGCGGGCAGAGGCUUCGAGGAACUCGCCAUUCUCCUGCUAAAUAAUGGGGCUGACGUCCGACUGACGAACUGUCAUGGGUAUACGAGCCUUCUCUUUGCCGCUGAUGCGGGUAACUUGGCCAUUACGAAAUUGUUGCUGGAUAAGGGGGCCGAUGUCCACCAGAAGGACGACUGCGGGCGUACACCACUACAUUUGGCUUGCUACUACGGACGGCUGGACAUGGUAAGAUUACUUUUACAACAGGGAGCAAAGGUCGGUAUAAAGAGUAUGGCAGGAAGCACGCCACUAUCAGAAGCCCGUAAGGGAGGACACGAGGCUGUUGUCAAGUUUCUUCUCGAAUGGGGGGCGACACACAAUUCCAGUGGUGCGGAUGAGUGGGAGGCUAUUGUUAAGAGUUUAGGGAACCGGCAGAGGAUGAAUCAACGUCGUUCCAAGAAAAUGCUCAAGAAGUCUUCUUAA